GGAAACGCCUGAAUUUGACUUGGUUUUUGACAAGAAUUACAAGUGGAUUGCAAGUAGCUUUGCAGACAAGAAUGCUUUCAUUGUUGCUUUGUGGAAGGUAAGUGGACGGUUGUCGAUAUAUGGUUGUUUGUAGUUGAAAUCGGAAAGCCUUUUUUAGCUCAUUUGUUGAUUGAGUUCCAAUGACAAAAUAACGAAACUACCAUCAUUUUCUCUGACACCUAUCAUCGUAAAGGCCGAUUCCAAAUGCGCACCUGUAUUCCAGAUCCUGGCUAAGACGCCAGGCACCAUUAACAUUGCAGUUCUAAAACAUGCUUUGGCACUUACAGCGCUUUUUAGAACUCUGGAUUUACCGUUCAUACUAAUCAAAUUGUUAUUUAAGCAAUCUUCCUCUGAAACUUCGCAGACUUCUGAACUCCGUUGAGGUUCAAAAGCGGUCAUGUGAUUCCCUAAAGUUCACAAAUUUUCGCACAUUCUGAAUUUUUCUCGAAGGCACUAAAUAAUGAGACCUUCAUACUGAACUGUGAGUCACCCCGCAUGCGUAGUCAUACUUCGAGUCUUUAAAAUAAGUUUACAUUCCACACUAAGGUGUACAUCGUUCCUGGAAGGAAGUAGUUUGAACCAGCCUUCAGUCGCAAUGAAUAGUUGAGAGUUUUAACCUCUCAGAGGUUGCUUGACUAACUUUCAGUAAACACAGAAUAGAUUGUACCUGAUAAUUGUAAAUGUUGUGUUUUAGGUUUGCACAAGAUAUUUACCUCAAAGGAAACCAGCGUUUGUCAAUGUCAAUCAACAAAGUAUCGAAGGUUAUUAUUAUGGGACUGUAACACUGGCCAUAAACGAGGGGGAAGAAGCACUCUAGGGUUGUACACUAGAAGUAUGAUUGCAUUUCCUGAAAAGAAAUAUUCAAAACACAGUAUUGUAAUUAGCCUGUGAUUAUGUACAGUAUUAUUAUUAUUAUUAUUAAUUAUUUUAAUUGUGUGAGUGAACAGUGGUCAGUAAGUCACUGUCAAACCAGAAGGCACUUGGAGACUGCAUUUCCUCCGCCAGCGAAUUAAGUUACUGUAUGUUUCAUGCAUAAAUUAUACAAUGGACUAAUUACGCAUUCAGUUUACUCUGCCGGGCAAAGCAAGACAAACUUUUGUUCAUUUCUCAUCCAAUUUUCAUUCAUAUUAACCAAAAUUUGUCCUUUGGCAAAUUCUCGUAUUAGUAUGUUUGGUGUUUUAUAAAUAUCGCUCUUUCCUCUUAUCUAGAAUCUACUUCUCCCCAGGCCAUCGGCAUCGUGUGAAGGUCACACUUUCUAGGGAGCCUAUACUAGAUCGCGUAAACAAAAUUGCGUCCAAUCCCAUCAUGUACAUAGAAUAAUGGUUGCUUUCGCUUUAUUAUUUAAACUGCGAUACGUAUACUAACAGUAUCUUUAAAAAAUGUGUAACUAACGAUGAUCAUCUAUUGUAUUGAAUAGAAACCUUACGUUCAGGAGCUUCUCAACUGUCAUCAUCUUCACAAGAAGAUGAAACAAUUGAAGGUGAGAAUCAUCUUUCCUACUACUUAUACAAUAAUAGUAAGGCUAAGAAGGGGCUAAAGAUGGUCUAAUGCCUGGUAAAAUCACAGCACGCAACGAUACUUACAGUACGUACCGCGGAGGUUCACUAUCACGUUCUGGUACCUCUUUUCUUUCCCAGCCACAUGCAGUACAACCUAGCAACGCGAUACUCGUGCUGUUUGCGUACUUAUAUUUUACUGGUACCAGUCUUGACCAGCAGCAAACUUUUCAAGGUGAUCAAAACCGUAAAUCCAGCAUCACCGGUGGGAUGAGAUUGUUUACGGAAUGUUGGAGUCAGUUGUAUGUGUAUGUAUAUGUAAUUGUCCUCCAUCUUUGAAUACAUUUUAGAAGCUGUACUUUAUGUACCUUGAGCUGUUAUUUAUUUAUCUUUAUUUAUUAUUUAUUAAAAACAUCUUUUAACAUGGUAGCUAAUCAACUAAAAAUAUUUACAAGGUUGUCGUUGCUUUUCAUUAGGCCGUGUACUUACAGACAGUAUAAGAGAAAAAAUACUUAACCUUUGACGUAUUCCAAUGAUCAUGUAUUCUGUUUUUUCCACAUUUAAUUUGUUUGAAAGAAGCCAUUGAUAAAUAUUUUCUAAUUCAUUAUUUAAGGAUUCUUCCACAAUACAUAAACUAGAUGAACGCGCUGUAAUAUUUGUGUCGCCAGCAUACAUUGUAGCAUGUGAGUUCUCCAAACAGUUAGGGAGGUCAUUAACAUAAAUCAAAAAUAGAAGAGGACCAAGGUUUGAUCCUAGUGGAACCCCACAAUUUACUUUCUUUGAGGACGAUGUUGCAUUAUUGACCACGCAGAAUUGUUUUCUAUAAUGCAAAUACGAUUUAAACCAGUGACACAUUUUACUCAACAUUCACUUCUGCACCUGGAAAUUCCUGCCUGCCUCAUGAUACCUGUAGCCCGUAUCCAGACAUGCCAGAUAUUCACAUCAGUGUUGAAGGAAUUACCAGACUUCUUGAAAAUCUUAAACCACACAAGGCUGCAGGACCUGAUGGCAUCAGACCACGAGUAUUAAAAGAACUAGCUCCAUCUAUAGCACCCAAUCUCCAAUUGAUAUUCACAACCUCGCUCUACAGUCAUGCUAUCCCAGAUGACUGGAAGUUGGCCUUAAUUACACCAGUCUACAAAAAAAGGAGAAAAGCACUGCCCAAAAAACUACCGCCCAAUAUCACUUACCAGCGUAUGCAGUAAGCUGAUGGAACAUAUUAUAACAUCUAACAUGACGACAUGCUUCGAGCUACACAACGUCCUCUACCAGCUGCAACAUGGUUUUAGAUGCGGUCGAUCUUGUGAGACAUAGUUGCUUGAGCUUACAACAAUUUUCAAGCAAACCUUAACGCGACAGCGCAGACGGAUCUUGUAAUCAUGGACUUUUCAAAGGCCUUUGACAAGGUCUGCCAUAACAAGCUCCUAGCAAAACUGGACUUCUACGGUGUACGAAGUGAUAUUUUGCAUUGGAUAUCGUGCUUCCUUGAUAGUCGUCAGCAGUGCGUUGUAGUCGAGGGAAAACAGUCCCCAUACCUCCCAGUCCUCUCUGGUGUUCCUCAAGCUCCGUUAUCGGCCCAAUCUUGUCCCUUGUGUACAUAAACGAUCUCCCGGAAUAUGUUCAAUCCAAUGUACAUCUCUUUGCUGACGACACAAUUAUGUAUCUGGCAAUUCACUCAGAAGAUCAGUGCGCUCAACUACAAUCAGACAUAGACAACCUACAAUCAUGGGAGAAUGAUUGGUUAAUGGAGUUUAACUCGGACAAAUGUGAAGUCCUACGAGUAACGCGCAAGAAAUCAAUGAUCCAUCAUAACUAUACUCUUCACGGCAAAGUCCUCAGGUCCGUCACAAGUGCCAGAUAUCUUGGAGUACAAUUAUCACACGAUUUAAAGUGGAACUCUCACAACAGUAAUGUUAAUGCCAAAGCAAACCGCACUGUAGGGUUUCUGAAAAGAAAUCUGAGGGUAAAAGAACGUGAACUCAAGCAAAAGGCAUAUGUUAGCCUUGUACGCCCCCAGCUAGAGUACUGCUGCAGCGUUUGGGAUCCCCUUCAACGCAGAGCGGCGAGAUGGACCCUAGCACGCUUUCAUCCACAGGUCAGUGUUACUGAAAUGCUAAAUGAACUUGGGUGGCGCUCUCUUGAGGAAAGACGCAUUGACGCUCGUCUAGUCCUGAUGUACAAAAUUGUCCAGGGCCUUGUGCCAGUCAGCUGUUCAAAUCUUCUUCGUCCUGCAUUCAGAAGAUCUCGAAAUACACAUGAACACUCAUUCCUACCUAUAGUCUGCAACACGUCCUCCCACUACCUGUCCAUUUCCCCAAGAACAAUUAACCAGUGAAACAGUAUUCCUUCAAACAUUUUUACAAAUUGCAACACAACUGACACUUUUCGUCAGCGUGUUUCACUGCUGUCUCAUUCUAGUAAUGUUUAGUGUGUUAUUGCGACCCUCGGCCGAGCUUGGGGAUCGGGGACCGUUUAUCAUCCCGGCAUCCAUAUUCAGUAACCAUGAAUCGGUAUUUUCUAAAAGAGCCGUUGUAGUUGAAUGACAUUUUCGAAACCCAGACUGACAUGCAGGAUAUUGUUUUCGGUUAAAAACAUAUUCAGUGCCGUAGCCAGAAUGAUAAUUGGGGGGGGGGGGUACAUAUUCAUAUAUUCGUGUUCACAUACCAUAAAAACAAUUGAUUUCAAAAGAAAUUAAUAAAGCAGAACACGAAUAUAUGAAUAUGUGCCCCCCCCCCCCCUGGCUACGGCACUGAACAUAUUGAGUUGUGAACAAACAAGUUUCUCAAAAAGUUUCGCAAUUAUCGCGAGUAUAGAAAUAGGUCGAAAAUUACCUCGCUCCUUUCUGCAUGUCACCGGAUUUAUAAAUUGGACUUACUCUUGCUAUUUUAAUAUCACCAGGAAAAAUUCCAUUACUUAAAGAUGCAUUAAAUAUCAAUGUUAAAAAUGGGGCGAUGACGUAUUUCGAGUCCUUUAUAAGUUUGACUGGAAUAUUAUCAGGUCCCACAGACUUAGAUGUAUUUAAUUUACUAUUUAUAAGGAAGAACCUGAGUAUGAAUGUCUGAGAAAUUUAACUUCGUUUGAGCGCUAACAUAUUGCGUUAAAACGCAACGUGUAUCAACGUGCAAUGCAUAUAAUUUUUAUAGAUUUUAGACAAUCGAAAAUACAGAUAAUUCUACCGAUUCCGAUCGUCUACCGAUAAGGCAAAAAUCGGCCCGAUACCGAUUAUUGGUCAAUCACUAAUUACAUUCCUUUGUAUGGUUUGACCUACUGUACUAAAUAUAUGGAUGAUUAUAUUAAUAGAACUCAUUCCCAUUAGAAACUGUUUAUUGUAAUUUAGAUGACUAUCAACAGCUUGCACCAGGUGAAGAAAAAGACUUGGAUGUGACUAUGUCAAGAUAUGAAUGCGCAAUCAGCAAUAUUGAGGCAUUCACUGAGAAACUUUCCAGGGAUUUAUCUCUGUUAGAUGGUGUAAGUAUAUAUUAUCCACACAUAUUAUAUUUUGUGAAAGUUUGUGUGCCGAUUGAUAAUGAUUUUAUUUUCGCGCAGUUCUUUGAUUCUUGUGUGCAUGCGUUCUUGUAUAUAUACGACCUUGUAUAUCCGGCGCUCCCGACGUCCAAGAACGCAAAGAACAGCACGAAAUUUUGGCACUGAAUAUAAUAAGCCUCUCCUUGGUAGCAUUCUUUCUACUUCAUUUGUUUUCGCCCGCUACAUCAUUUAAGUAACGGGACAUUGGUCAUUGGAUGCAACCUCAAAGUGCCUUCACGACCCCAUAUUUUCUCGAUUUAAAUAUGAGCUAGUGCAGACUUCGGAGAUUGCAAAACUGUUAUUUCAGGCUAACAUCUCAUCUAUCAUGAGUUCUGAAAGUCAGGUAAAGAACAUAAUGGAAUGUAUUGAUGAAGGUUUGAAAGAACUGGACGAACUGGAAGAAAAACUGGAGAGAUAUGAUCGACUACUUCAGGUAAGGAAUACACAAAACCUUAAACAAACGUAAUCAGUGUUUAUAGUUCGUUCUUUAAUAAAUUGCUGUAUAGUUUAUUGUUGCAUGACCAACCAAUAAAAAACCUGUUCAUACAAGUAGGAGGCGAUCCCAAACCACGUAGCUACAGUUAAAAACUUACAACAUCCAAUAAUACCAAGAAUAAAAGACAUGAAUCAGUCUGUGAUAUUUCCUAGGGCUUCAAGAUGCUAAUCUUUCGGUUUUGUUUUGGCCCUCUUACUGCCCACUUUCUCAUUGGGCGUAACUCUAUCUGCAUAGGGGGUAGAAAAGUAACUGUACAUGGCGAGACUCAAGACUAAUUUAUCAGGCCAGUACGGCUUCAAUAUCUCAAUAUUUGACGCAGUACGCUUACAUGUACGCUUAGCGCAUUAUGGAAAACCAAGCUAACUAUGUGUAGUUUGAAUUCGUAAAAUGACAAAUAUUUCUUGCAAACGUCGGGAAAUGAUUGCAUUUAAAUAUACACCAAUCUACGAUUGUUCAGAAAGCUCGUGAUCAUAUGGAGCAUAUGGAUGAGAAGAAUAAAAGGAUGCAAUUGGAACGCGCUAAUCACAAAAAAUUAUCUGACGAAGUUCAAAAUGUAGUUGUAAGUAUUCAUCUUUACCCCCACUCUAUUUCAUUUCUUUCACGUUGAAAACAAAAAAAACUUUUCAUGCUGUAAAAACUUUAUUUUUUAAAAGAUUAUUGCAAUGUACCACAUACGGAAAAUAUUUAUUAAAAAAAUGGAUGCAUGUCAAGUCUUUGUUUAAUAAAUUCUUUGUUUAUAUUCCAUAUUUUCUUUUGAUCAUUUGAUGAAUUUAGUAAUAUUCUUGUUAUAUAGUAUUUCUAAAAGUGAGAUUUUAGCUACUUUGUCGCCAUAAUCCAAGCCAAAUUAUAAUUAGUAAUGUGGAGAAGCAUUAUACAUGUAUUGUAUGUCCAAGGAACACAUUUUAUAUUUAAUUUGUAUAUUCAUUAUAUAGGACAUUUUGGACGUGCCUGAAGCCACUCUCGGUCUAUUGAGAAAGAAAAGUUUAUCAAAUGCCACUGAGUUACAGCAGUGUACUGGAGCUUGCAAAGCAGUUCGCGAUGCCAUGAGUGCUGAGCUUAGUCCAGGUAAAAAAUAAUGUUUUGUGGUAUCAUCUCGAGAGCUUGGAAUCGAUGCGGGUAGUACCCAGUAGCGUAGCCAGCCCGACGAUUCAGGGGUGAUUUAUAGGGGGGUGCACACCCCUGUUGACCUUGGUCAAAUAUGGCACAAUUUUCAAGGUUUUUCCUUUCUUGAAGUCAAACUGAAGCUCAUAAUUCAAUGCCCAUAUUGCAGGAAAUGGCAUUCACUGGAAAUUUUUUUUAAAUCCAUAGAAGGUCAUAGAAUGGAAAUUGUAUGGACCUUUAUUGGAAAUAGAGUGGAUUUUGGUUAUGCAUAAUAAUUGUAUAUUUCCAUAGUAUGGAUAUGGAAAUAGGAUGGAUAUACUAUGGAUUUAGUGGUGCAAUUGUAAAUUUCGUAGUAUGGAUUUCACUUUUUUUCCCAGUGAUUUCUAGAGUUCUAAUUUUCAAAAUUUUCCGGGGGGCAUACCCCUGGACCACCUGGGGAGCUUGAGCCUUCGGCGCUCAAGUCGCUAGGAAGCCAAUUCAUUUGAAUGCUCUCCCACCACCACCUAAAUAAUUAUAAAGAAACACUCGGCUGCUCACCCCCUAGAAAAACCUUGCUGGAUCCACCCCUGCGUUUAGUCCCGCUAUGCAAAUAUUUUCGUGUUCAUUGACUGUAGAAAACAAUAGAAUUUCUAAAAGAAAUGAAUAAUUAUAAUAAUUUUUGAAUUUUGCAUAGCUGGGACUAAAUUGUCGGGCUGGCUACGCCACUGGUAUUAGUACCAUUUCACUCAUGGGGGUCAGAGGGCACGCUACUCGUAUUGUUUAAGAUGCUUUUCUUUAUUUAAACCAACUUUUCGAAAAAUCAUAUAAAUAACCAGAUUAGUGGGACUCUGGUGCUUCUGGUAGCUUCACCGUGACAUGUCUUUGGCCAGUGGGGUCGGUUGUUCGAAAUCGAUUAUAAGCAACCUUAGCCAGAAGCCUAAAAUUUAAAGCAAACUGCCAAACUUCCGACAGCUUGUUUUAUAAAUUUGGAAAUGGAUUCUUUAGAAAUCAGUAGGAGUUUUCUUCUUUGAAGUUUGAAAUAAACAGACGAUGCAGAAAUACAUAAUUUAAAACAGCAGGUAAAAUUUAAGCCAAUGGUUAGCGCUAAGGGGCGGACCAUUAGAAAUCCCGGGAGGUGGGGUAUAAAAUUUUUGCGGCACGAAUUUUUUUUUCAGUCUCAUGUCUCUGCAGGAAUUUUUUUAAUGCAUUUAACCUCUGCACAAAUUUUUUUUCAAGACUACUUGUACUUUGCUGUUUGCUUGCACGAAUUUUUUUUCUCUGACGUAAUGGCUGCACGAAUUUUUUUUCCAGGCAUUUUUCUUUGCAUGAAUUUUUUUUUGGGAAUUUUCACCCCCCCCCCCUCCCGGGAUUUCUAAUGGUCCGCCCCUAAUGCAGCUUUGAACAACCGGCCAGAACAUUUCAUUCAGAACAUUUCAUUUUCACGUAAGUUGGUGUCAAGUUCAUUUUCCAGUGAAACUGUCCACUCCAGUUUUCUCCGGUGCCCCCAUUAUUAUAUUAAAUCAUGUUUAAGUAGUAUUUGAAUGUUUAAAUGUAUUGUUGGUUAGUGCAUUAAUUAUCGUUUGAAUACCAUUUUCUAACGUAAUAUAUUACUUUGUACUAAGGGUUGGAAAAACUUCGCGCAGUGAAAGAGCAAAGAGACCAGUUUUGGAAUCUCUGUCAAGAAUUUGCGACCUACCUGGCAUCGCAUUUGAAAUCUGUUUUCCAGAGUCGUGUAAGUAAAGCAGGAGAAUGAUACUUCCACAACGUCGUACACCGCACUCUUGAUUGUUUUUUGAAAAACUCACUCGUGCAUGUGAAACCAUGCUCUUUACGGUACGCAUGCUAACAUAGUAACAUAGAAAUGACUUAACUGUUUUAGGAAGACGAGACAGAGACACUGGUCAAACAUUCCAGUGAACUUGUUAUCCCCAGUCACAAUAAAAUCCACGAUGAACUGGCUCCUUACACAGAACUCAUGUUAUGGCUGAAGGAAAUUGAUCACUCAAAAUUUACCGAAUUAAUUCAGGUAGGUAAUACUAGGUAUAGUUCUCACUUUUCAUGAAGCUGAGUGAAAAUGAUGUGAACUGUUCACAAGACUGAAGAAAGCGCAGGCAGAUCCAGGAUCAGGCUCAUCUGAUAGAAGGUUGCAUGUUUUGCUGCGUGGGGUUGGGUUGUGUGAAAUAUGACAUGAAAAUAAUAUGAUUGAGAAGAAGUAGGAGUAUACGCACUCCCCCACCCGCCCUCAAUUCCAGUCUCCCUCACAUAACGUUCUUUACGGGGUGAUGCCCAGGCUGAUAUUUUUGUGAUUGAGAAUAGUUCAGGAGUAAAUAUGGUGAAAUAACAUUUGACGUACAAUACAUAUAUAAAGAUUGCAUUACAAGGAAUGCAAGCGUAUUUUCGAAGAAACUGGACAUUCUAAUUUCCUGUUCAUAACUAUUGGUAAUUUUCCAAAAUAAGCUUCACGAAUUGAUCGUCAGAAAUGAAAUGGAGAACUUGGAUUAUAAGUAGACAUUAUUAAUGAGACAUUUUAUACUUCCCCUAGAUUUAUACGCAAUGUUUUAGCAAAGUUUACGAGAAAGAAAUUCGGGAUUUCUUUGAAGUUUCCAAACAAAGAUGUUCUGCAAGGAGUGCAAAGGCGGCAGGUAAGCCAUUGAUUUCCUACUUCAUAUUUUCCUGCAUAUAAUAUUGUAUUACCAUACAACUAUUGUGCAACCCUGUAUUCUACUGUACAAAACUAUAUCUUACUGUACACCACUGUAUUUCACUGUUCUUCAUUUCGAAGAUGCUUCGAAAACCUCAUUCAACUGGACGGAUGUUUCCUGUUGACUGAAACAAUUUCUGUUCAAACACGAUUGACAAAUGGAGUUAAAUCGCUCUACGAUAAGCUGCAAUGUUACCCCCAAUGCACUUGUAUCAUAGUACCUUUCUGUAUAUUCCACUAAUCCACUGUACUUCAAGCCCUGUUAACCACUGUAUGCAACCUUUCAUAACCAUACCAUUGUGUACUACCGCUGCGUUCCACUGUACACAACUGUACCAUUCUGUACAUCACUGCACUCCACCGUAUUAUAUGCACUAUGCGCCGCUAUACUCUUUGUACACAACUGUACCAUGCUGUACUUCACUCUAUAAUGUCCGUUGUCAUACAACCAUUGUGCACUAUAUAUACAGUACAGCGUGUGUCUUCUGUAUUGCAAGUCGUGACCUGAUGUUUUCUUUCUACAUGUGCAUAAGUGCGACGUUUUUUCAAUUAUUACAUUCAUUUGACUUCUUUUUUUACACUUAGGAGGCAAUCUUAGAGCUGGUUCACAUCUCUCGUUAAGUCGCGAUGAAGUAUCACAUGCAAGUCCUAUGCUAUCUCGUGUCACAAAGUUCGAUAAAUCUUCCACGGAUAGUCCUCAACUCAAUCGACGUUCACCAACGGGAUCACUAAGUUCUCAAGAUUCUAUUUUAUCCUCAGAUAGUGUGUCUGAGAAUCGAAGUCGAUUUGAUAAGGUACUGAUGCACUGUUUGCGGUAAAUGAGUUUGUGAUGGUAAUUUAUAUUUUUAGUAAUGAGGCGACCUACUAUAAACUAUGUCAAGAUAUUUCCGGGUGAUUUCUGAUCGUGUUAAUCAACCGGUUGCUUGUGCGAGUUUUUACUACUUAUCAGGGAAACUUUACUGAGUAGAUGAAAUUGGAAACGGCAGUUUGUUUACACUGCUUAUAAAUUACGGAAUGUGCGCCUUUUACCAUAAACUAACGUAUUUAUUAAAAAUCUGAUUGUGUGCGUUUCAAUGAUUUUCUGGUUAUAUAGAUUUUUGAUACUCUGUUGUCAGAACUGGAACCUGCGUGUUUAGCCGAACAAAAGUUUAUUGAAAAGUUCUUCCACAUGCCAUUGCCCAAGGAUGAGUCCGAGGUAAACACUACUGGUAUUGCCAGAGAUUUCUCCAAAGGAACAUGUUUCAAC
Paramuricea clavata is the source of this 10583-nucleotide messenger RNA. The record is from the annotation of a GenBank genome assembly. Lineage: Eukaryota; Metazoa; Cnidaria; Anthozoa; Malacalcyonacea; Plexauridae.